UAGAGUCAAAGAAAGCACUGGAGCACGCUAGAAGAAGACAGGGAUGAAGCUUGCCUGGACUUCCGAGGGCCAUCUGCUGACCUUUUGAUCUUUACCUGCAAUUGUCUUAUCGUUCUCCUGGACCCUACCUACCUGGAGGAAAUGAGCCGAUGAAAUGUUUUGUUUCUCUCGUCCUGAAAACAGCAAGGAUCUUCAAGGAAGAAAGACCAGGCAUUUACAGCUAAAGUUCUUGUUGGGUGAAUUGCACAGUGGAACACCUGUUCGACAUGAUUUGUGGUGGAAACCAAGUCAAAGACAGUGAUGAAGAAGGAGGAGGAGGAGGAGGAGGAGGACUACCCUUUAGCAUCACUUAUUGUUGGAAUAAAGGAAAGGAGCACCCAGAUUUCUGUAGAAACGACAUUUCAAAUGGAGAGGUUCUUAUGGUGGUGACAGCUUGCAAACCCCGUGGGUCUCUUCCUCCUGUCGUCAUGAAUUCUUGGGAAGAGAAACUGAAAACUUUGGGAAUAGAGGUGACAGAAGACCAGUGGGAAACUUUGAUACAACGAGCUGUGCUGGAGCCAGAAAUGAGAACGUACCUAUCGUACAACUCCAGAGGAAUAAGAAUGGCCAUUGCUGCAAUUGUCUACGUGACUCUUUGGAUCAACCUUUAUUCCGUCCUGCAAAUUUUUUCGGUUGGACAGUCUUGGAAAGUCAGUGUUUUGGUCACUGUUGUUGCCUUGCUGGCUGCUGUGGCCAUCCUAGUCAUAAUUCAUCACUAUCAAAGAAAGAUGAAUGUGAAUACAGAUAUGAGGCUAAUGGCUGCCAACGAAGCCUUCAUGAAACUUGGAUUCAUGGUAGGGAUGACAAAUAUUCCGGACAAAAACUGUGCUGUCCCACAGUUGUGGUUUGUUCGUUUCGAUGUUGGACCCUGCCUUCAGUCUUUGACGGACUCUCUGGCCACACUGGAGAGAAGCCAGGAGUCGGCUCUGAAGCGCCAUCUGGAAGACGUCGGCAUUGUCGUCGAGACAGCUAUCCUGCCAACUUGGGAAAACCAACUGAAUGAUUCUUUGGAAGAAUCUUCACUGUUGCCAGAGACAAAGAAGAAGGGCGGCAGGAAUUUCAUGGCGCGCCGAGAAUUCCUCCGUCUCAUCCCGGACAGAACACCGGAGACAAUGGCCCAGCAGCUCUUGACGAUUUUCAGCAGCUACUACGUCAGGCUGUUAGUCAGUGGUCAGCUUCCAGAAGUCCAUGCGGGGCAGCACGAAACUAUUGGCCAGAAGCCUUGUCUCUGCCAGUUUGUAAAGACGAGACUGCUGGGGAAAGAAUUAUCUGGAUUCCGACAAAGGUGGACAUUCUGUUAGCAACCAAGGCUCUCAAUCAUCAUCAAAGACUGAAGAACCAGAAGUCGGAGGGAACGAAGAACGGUUUGCAUUGUUCUUCAUACAAAGGAACCAUGCCUAAAAAUAUGUUUUUUUUUUGGAAAUGUCUGUGCCUUGUUCUGAGGAGAGAGACUACAUUAUAUUUGGAUCAGGAUCUGCCUCUGAGUGAUAAAGAAGGUUUUUUUUGUCAUGUGAUAUAUUGUUUCGCUGGUCUCUGGAUUGGAUUUUCAUGCAUUGUUGGUUGCCCAGAGCCGUGACAAGGAGUUGGCAGCCGUAUCAAUGCUGGAAAGAAAAGGAAGGAAGGAAGGAAGGAUGGAAAGAAGAAGAAAGAAAGGAAAGAAAAGAAAAGAAAAAGGAAUGAUGGGAAAGAAAGAAAGAGAAAAAAGAAAGAAAGAAUAGAGAAAGAAAGAUGGAAGGAAGGAAAAGAAAGGAGGAAUGAUGGGAAAGAAAGAAAGAAAAAAGAAAGAAUAGAAAGGGAAAGGAGGAAGGAAAUAAAUAGGGAGAGAAGGAAGGAAAGAAAAAAGAAAGGAAUGAUGGGAAAGAAAGAAAAAGAAAAAAGAAAGAAUAGAGAAAGAAAGAAGGAAGGAGGGAAAAGAAAGGAGGAAUGAUGGGAAAGAAAGAAAGAGAAAAAAGAAUAGAAAGGGAAAGGAGGAAGGAAAUAAAUAAAUAGGGAGAGAAGGAAGGAAGGAAAGAAAAGGAAAAGGAAAAAGAAAGAAGGAAAAGAAAGUAGGAAUGAAGGGAAAAAAAGAAUAGAAAGAAUAGAAAGAAAAAGAAUAGAAAAAGAAGGAAGGAAGGAAAAGAAAGGAAUGAAGGGAAAGAAAGAAUCGAAAGAGGAAGGAGGAAGGAGGAAGGGAAAUAAAUAGGGAGAGAAGGAAAGAAAGAAAAGGAUAAAGUAGAAAAGAAAGAAAGGAAAAGAAAGGAAUGAAGGGAAAGAAAGGAAGGAAGAAAGAAAGAAAGAAAGAAAGAAAGAAAGAAAGAAAGAAAGAAAGAAAGAAAGAAAUCCCCCAGGAAUUAAGAAACAUGUUUUCUAGCUGGAUUCUGGAAACUCAAACUUAUGAACUGAACUUCAGAGCUGCUUCGGUGUCCCUUCCAGAGCUGGAACUUCUGAGCUCAACACCCCUGCCUUAAAGGACGCACGGAGUGAUUCAUGGUCAGUGAAUCAGCUUCUAGGAAAGAGAGUCUUCCUUGACUGUAUUCCCACUUGUCUCCCCUCAAUGUGCAAAAUCAUCCUUUCUCACUGUGCCCCACCAUGAUGAUAUCAUGCAAGCUCUGGGGAUGUACUCCUUUCUAUAUAAGGCAAUUUCUCAGUUUUUGCUCCCCCUUUUAACUACUUGUGAUAGAAGGAAUGGCAGAGCCAGGGUGGGAGGGGUAAAAAUGUACGACAGAGGGAGUCCUUUGCUUACAACCGUUCAUUUAAUGGCCGUUCGAAAUGACAACUGAAAAAAAAAGAACUUAUGGCCAUUUUUUCAUCCUUAUGACUGUUGCAGCAUCUCCAUGCUCAUGAGAUCAAAAUCCAGAUGCUUGGAGUUGGCUCGUAUUUAUGACACUUGCAAUGCUUUGUAUUACUUCCGAGCUGGCUUUCGACAAGCAAAGUCAACGAGGGAAGCUGGAUUCAUUUAAUGACUACCCAACUGGAGUGAUUGGCUUAACAACGGUGGCAACAAAGGUCAUAAAAUGGGACAAAGCUCACUUAACAGCUGUCUUGCUUAGCCACGGAAAUGUUCAGCUCACUUGUGGCCAUAAGUCAAGGACAAGGAAGGAAGGACCGCCUACUACCACCAAUAACCUCCCACCGGCCGGUACGCUCCCAUAGAGAGGGGCUCCUCCGGGUGCCGUCAGCCAAACAAUGCCGACUGGCGGCCCCCAGGGGGAGAGCCUUCUCUGUGGGGGCACCUACUAUCUGGAACGAGCUCCCCCCAGAGAUACGGAGGAUCCCGGAUCUGCGCACCUUCCGCCGCGCCUUAAAGACCUUACUAUUUCACCAGGCCGGCCUGGCCUAAUUUUCCCCCUCUUUUAUAAAAGAUUUUUAAAAUUUUAAACAUCUUUUAGUAUUUAUAUAUUCAAUUUUAAAUUGGUUUUAAAAGUUUGGGGUUUUAAAUUUGUCGGGGCCAAAAUUAUUUAAUUUGAUUUUAUUCUAUUUUUUAAAUUUUGUAUUGUAUGUGUUUUUAUUGUUUGGCUAUGCACCGCCCUGAGUCCUUCGGGAGUAGGGCGGUAUAGAAAUCUAAGAAAUGAAAUGAAAUGAAAUGAAAUGAAGGAAGAAUGGAGAGAGAGGAAGGAAAGAAGGAAGAGAGGAAGGAAGAGAGAGAAAGAGAAAGAGAAAGAGGAAGGAAGGAAGAGAAAGAAAGAGAAAUGAAAGAGAGAAAAACAAGGAAAGAGAGAGGAAGGAAGAGAAAGAAAGAAAUGAAAGAGAAAAAUAAGGAAGGAAGGAGAGAAGGAAGA
Pantherophis guttatus is the source of this 3797-nucleotide messenger RNA. It is a transcript of the gene TMEM268, whose product is annotated as transmembrane protein 268. The record is from RefSeq and is a predicted model, not a curated record. NCBI's taxonomy places the organism in Eukaryota, Metazoa, Chordata, Lepidosauria, Squamata, Colubridae.